AUGUACUACAACAGUAUUGGAAUCAGCAGGGAGCAGAGAGAUGAAGAAAAGACAAAAAUUGUCAAAGAGGAAAGAAUAAUGGAAGAAAAUCAAGCUUUGAUAGCUCAGGUUGAAGAAGAUAAACAUAAACUAACUGAUGAGGAGAUGAACAAGAUUCCAGAAGUUGAUGAGAAAAUUGAAAUUGAGUAUAAGAAAUAUACUGUUACAUGCGAGAUCUGUGCUAAAAACGAAGAUUUUUUCAAACAAAAACGCACAGUUCUUGCUAAAAAGGAAGAUUUUCUAAACAAAACUUAUUUAGAAGUUGCUGAAAAAGAAAUUUUUCUUGAACAAAAAUGCAAUGAAGUUAUUGAACAUGAAGAAUUUUUAAACCAAAUUCACUUAGAGUUUAAGAAAAAGGAAAUGUUCUUGAGGAAAAAAUGCAUAGGUGUUCUUGAAAAAGAAAUAAUUUUAAAUAACAAAUGUGAAGAGAUAGCUCAAAAGAAAGAAUUUAUGAAAAAUAAAUACAAAGAGCUUGAUAAAGUAAAUGAAAUUUUGAAACAAAAAUGUUCAGAAAAGUGCGUUGAGUGUGUUCAGAAAGUGGAAAAUUUUCAUGAAUUGAUAAAGCAAAAUGAUCUUUUGAAAUACGAUUCUCAGAUGAAAGAGGCAUAUGAUAAGAUGAGUAGUAAAACUAAACAUUUUAUUGACGUUAGCCGUAAAGAUGCUGAUACUAAAAGGAUACUUGAAGCUACUUUGGAAACUAAACAAAAUGCAAUAAAUAAGUAUCUUGACACAAUUGCAUUGCUUAAACAAGAAUUAGCAGAAACGGAAGGACUUUUCUUAGAUAAUGAUGAAGACCAUCUAGACUAG
Molecule: messenger RNA, 846 nt
Organism: Helianthus annuus (common sunflower)
Lineage: Eukaryota; Viridiplantae; Streptophyta; Magnoliopsida; Asterales; Asteraceae
Exons: 2
Coding region: 1-846 (281 amino acids)
Source: RefSeq, a predicted model, not a curated record